AUGCCAUCACAUCUGCCGCUGCUGUCGUGCCUGCUGGUACUGCUCCUCUCCUUCGACAAGUUCCUCUUCCACUACCUGAAGCGCCGCUGGUUCUCCGGCGGCAGCGGCGCCACCGUCCCGAGGGUUGCCGCCAAAUCGAGGCGCACCAUGGCGGCCGCCAAGUGGAGCGAGACGGCCAUGCUCGUUAUCGACAUGCAGAAGGACUUCGUGGACCCGGCGAUGCGCAGCCCGAUGCUGGUGGCCGGCGGCGAGGCCGUCGUCCCCGCCGUCGCCGAGGCCGUCGCCGUUGCAAGGGAGCGCGGCAUUUUCCUCGUCUGGGUUGUCAGAGAGCAUGAUCCUUCUGGAAGAGAUGUUGAACUUUUCCGCAGGCAGCAUUACUCUGGGGAAAAGGGUCCAACAGUGAAAGGUCUGAAAGGAGCGGAGCUGGCUGAUGGGCUUGUUAUCAAAGAAGGGGAAUACAAGUUGGUGAAGACUAGAUUUAGUGCUUUCUUUGCGACGCACCUUGAUUCUGUCCUGAAAACUGCAGGAAUAAAGAACUUGGUUAUUGUUGGAGUUCAGACACCAAAUUGCAUUCGGCAGACUGUCUUUGAUGCUGUAGCACUGGACUAUGAGAAAGUUACAGUUCUUAUUGAUGCAACAGCUGCUGCAAGACCAGAAAUCCAUUUGUCAAACAUCAGGGAUAUGAAGAACAUUGGAGUUGAAACACCAACCCUGGAAGAAUGGCGUCGCUAG
Molecule: messenger RNA, 732 nt
Organism: Miscanthus lutarioriparius
Lineage: Eukaryota; Viridiplantae; Streptophyta; Magnoliopsida; Poales; Poaceae
Source: the annotation of a GenBank genome assembly